AUGGAUAGUUUCACUUCUCUUGACCUUUUAAGACCUCAAGAACCAGAACGAUUAAGAAUGGGUUCUGUAAGCGAUAUGCUGCUGACCAAACCGAUACCUGAAACUUCAUAUGAAGCUCCAUCAAUUUCGAACAUAUUUAGUAACCACCAAGAGGAAUCAAUACCCGGAUCAUCUAAUGACACUCCAUCUGCUUCAGAUGAAAGGAGCUCCCGUCAAAUGCGUCGUAUUCGAAAUAGUUUCGAAGAGUCGCUUCAAGAUCAGCCGCAGUAA
Messenger RNA from Parnassius apollo (apollo), 270 nucleotides. The record is from the annotation of a GenBank genome assembly. NCBI's taxonomy places the organism in Eukaryota, Metazoa, Arthropoda, Insecta, Lepidoptera, Papilionidae.